Messenger RNA from Entamoeba invadens IP1, 1626 nucleotides. RefSeq lists its product as hypothetical. The record is from RefSeq and is a predicted model, not a curated record. Bases 1 to 1626 code for a protein of 541 amino acids. Lineage: Eukaryota; Evosea; Mastigamoebida; Endamoebidae. The transcript has a single exon.
AUGAUAAACACUUUGAAACGCACAGAACGCUAUGAAAAGAAGCUAGGUAUAGAUGACACAACCCACAGUUCUCAGUGCUCAGACGUUUAUGAAGUAAUUUCAAAUCCACCAAGUACAGACCCAUUGGAGAACACCACGACAGACUAUAAACCAUCGUUCAAAAAAGCAAAACGGCAAGUCAAAAAGGUCAACCCCAUAAAGGUUAGGAGUAAUUCCAAUAAUGAAUUAAUGAUUAAGAAGAACCCAAAGAAGACUCCAAUUCAAUGCAGAAAAGUUCAAACCAAAAAAGAAGAAGAUUCAAGUGAAGAGAUUAGCGAUCAAAACAAAGAGACCACUUCAAGUGACAAAAACAGUGAAAGUGAGAGGUCUUCAAACGAAGAGUCGUCACGUUCAACUCAAAGUUCCUCAGAAACGUCAAGUAAAAGUGAUGAGACGGGUAUCACACCACCUUUUACAAUAACAAGCAAAAACGACAUAAAACAAAAGAAAAAAGAACAAGCGAAGAAAUCAGUCAAAUCAAAAAAACGUGUUAAAACAACUAAAAAAGGUGUAAAGAAAAAAAGUGUUCCCAAAAGAAAGAAAGAGGACUCGAAGAACAUCAAAACUCCAAAUGUUUUUGAAGUCUUAAAACCAAAACCAAGAAGGAAAGAAACUGCAUUGGACUUGACAACGAAAAUGCUCACACGAAGCACUUCGCCCAGUAAAAUCAAAGAGAAUGUCAUUAAGAGUGUGAUGAGACAAACAAUUGACCCAAAAGAUUCGACAACAAUGAACAAGGACAGCUCACAACAGAACUUUGAUUUCAGUGAUGACGAGAAGAAGAACGACAAAAUAGAACGUGGUUAUACUGAUAAAAACAAACAAACAUCAGUGAGUGCGACGAUAUCAUCAGAGAGUGACAGCGAGGAUUUGAAUCAAAAUAUUGUGCCAUAUGACGGUGAAGAUGAGAAACAAAUUGAAGAAGAGAUGAACCGGAGAUUAGAGGAUCUAGCACAAAUGGUGUGCGGCAGAAUGAGUCAACAAAAGUUGGAGUUUGGGAUGGAGGAAGAGGAAUUGAUCGGGUCAGAGUAUCUUGAACCCAAAGUGUUUGAAGAGUAUCACAGUUUUGAAGACGAUGAAGGGGUUGAGAAAAAAGUCAAGAUCUGCUUUUCUGGGUUCGACGACGAAGAGAUCAAAGCGUACCAAAAGCGGCUUUGGGGGUUGAGAUUUAUUCAAAUAGUGAAUAAUGUGCGUGGGAGUACAACACAUUUGAUAGUGAAAGGAUAUGUGCGGACAAAGAAGGUGAUCUUAGCGAUGUGUACAGGGUGUUGGGUACUCAAUUCUUUGUGGAUAGACAAGUGUAUUGAAAAGGGGAAAAUUGUGAAAGAAGACCUUUACAAACAGAUGAUAGGAGAGAGGGGAAAUGGGGAAGGUGUAGUGUUAGAUAUCUUUAAAGGGUAUACCAUGUGGGUAAAAACCUUUGAGAACUCGAAGUUUGUUGAAAAGAUCAUUAAAAUGAGUGGUGGAGUUCUUGAUCGAAGUGCACUCUUUGUUGUCGGCACUGAAGAGGGAGAAGUCACAAAAGAAUGGAUUUAUGAUUCUGUUUGUGAUGGAAUGGUUCAUCUCAUGGACGAAUAUGUACAAUAA